UUUUGAAUACAAACUGAAAAGGAAACACAAACCAUCAAAAAGAAAAAACGAUUGGUGAUAUCACGAAAACCAACACACUGUGCAUCAAUCAGAAAGAUCUCAACCACAACAUAUAAACAUCAACGAAACAGCAAUAUAAACAUCAAAGGAGAAUGGAUGAUUUCCCCUCCAAAAACUGGUAGUCAAACCUCUGAUUGUACCUUCAAAAACGGAUGGUAUAGGAGGCCUCAACCUACCAACCCUAUUAAGAAGAAGAAGAAGGAGUGUAAAAAAUCGCCGUAUCAACAACUCAGCAGUGGGAAAUUCUGUAUCGCAAAGCAGUUUAAGCAAAUAGUAAUGGAAGCACUGUACAGCUUACCCUUCUUUCUAUUUGAGGUGCCGAACCUGAAGCUUAAGCGGCCAUCAUGGCUCCAUCAGCCAUCCGCGAUGACGGUCUUCUCGUUCGUGCUGCUCUCCUACUUCCUCGUCACCGGAGGCAUUAUUUACGACGUGAUCGUUGAGCCACCGAGCGUCGGUUCGACGACGGACGAGCAUGGACAUUCGCGGCCGGUCGCGUUCAUGCCGUACCGGGUGAACGGCCAGUACAUCAUGGAGGGGCUUGCCAGCAGCUUCCUGUUCACGAUCGGAGGACUCGGCUUCAUCAUCAUGGACCAGACGCACACGCCGGGCAAACCGAAGCUGAACAAAAUUCUGCUCAUAGCCAUGGGCUUCAUCUUCAUCGUCGUGUCGUUCAUUACGACGUGGAUUUUCAUGCGAAUGAAGCUUCCGGGCUAUCUGCAGCCGUAAGGGGGCAAGCCCGGUCGGUUGAGAGGGAGUUUCGAGGUGUCUCAAGUGUAACUGAUAAGUCAAAACUGUCCUUCAAAACGAUAGAAAUACAAUUUUAUUAUGAAAUUGUGCGUUCUCACACAUACACUUAAA
Anopheles arabiensis is the source of this 918-nucleotide messenger RNA. Its product is annotated as putative oligosaccharyltransferase complex subunit CG9662. The coding region runs from base 157 to 786 and encodes 209 amino acids. Gene Ontology annotation, cellular component: oligosaccharyltransferase complex. The transcript has 2 exons. Lineage: Eukaryota; Metazoa; Arthropoda; Insecta; Diptera; Culicidae. The record is from RefSeq and is a predicted model, not a curated record.